AUGGCACUCCAGGCGCUGAACUUUCCUGCGCGUGAGGAGUAUCAGCUUCAUUGGAUCAGCGCUGGGCUGAUGUCGCUGAAGGGGCUGGCGUUCUACCUGCUUCCGAAAAUGCUGGGAUUGGACAAGGCCCUGGGAUAUGACAUAUUGAAUCAUGCUGAGAUGCACGGUGACUUGCGAGACCUGAAAGAAGGCGUGCGCGGCAUCUGGCAGCAGUCCUCAACUGUCGCUGCACUGGUUUUCCCAAUGGCUAUGGCAAUGAUACAGGAGAGUGGUCGGCUAAGACCUGUCUACUACGACCAGAGUUCACCAGACACGGAGGAUGACAGCGAGCCAGUUGUGAUUCAUUUACAGCAGAUGUAUUUAUCCGCUUGUGUCUCUUCGCUGUUUUUCAGCUGCUGGGCCUGCGUCUCCUGCAUGAUGAACUUUGCUUACGUGGAGUCUCUGGCAGGGAGCCACUCACUGGCUUUCUUCUUGACAUAUCCUGAAACAAUCGGUGGUCCACUGAUUUUUCUGUGGAAUUCCAUAUGGUUUUUCUUGAUUGCCCUGUGCAUUUGGAUGUUAGGGAUAUAUGGCCUGGCAAUUACACUGCCGGCCUUGAUUGCCCUUCCCGUUUAUGCUAUCGGGACAGUCGUGGCUUUUCGUACCUUUUCCAGGUUUGACCCGUCCGCGCAUGUCCGUGAGGAGCCAGGGUUCAUGAUGUGCAGCGGCUUCGUGAUCCAGAAGGGGCAGGUGCGUGACAUCCACAAGCGCCUGUAUGCAAGGAUGCUGCAGCAGCGUUCUGAAGAAGCAGAGCAGCAAUCGCACCCAGAGCCAACAGACCCGCCAAGCGUGCUUAAAGAUCCGGGCGAAUACUCUGAGAAGGCGUCGACAGGAUCGGAGCCGAAGGAGAGACCAAAUGCACGUCGCGUUGUACCCAUGGAAACUUGA
Molecule: messenger RNA, 927 nt
Organism: Symbiodinium necroappetens
Lineage: Eukaryota; Dinophyceae; Suessiales; Symbiodiniaceae
Source: the annotation of a GenBank genome assembly